AUGCGCCCACCGCUCCUUGUCGCACUCCUACUCGCGAGCGCACGGGCGCUGGCGCCAGCGGCACUCGCCCGCGAGGCGCUCGUCGCCUACCGCGCCAGCGAGGAGAUCGUGGCGGCCGACAAGGUGCUCGCACGAGCACUGCGAGGCGAGAGUUCAUUCACUGACGCCGAGCGGCGGGUGGCAGCUGACGUUUUCCUCGGGACCGCGACGCGGCUGCGGCGGUACGAGUGGAUCUGCGCCCAGCGCGGACUGUGCGGCGCCGCGAGCGACGCCACUGCGGUGGCGGCGGCGCUGCUCCGAGCGCGAGACGAGGACGACGGCGCUUACACAUGGCCGGCAGACGCAGACGAGAGGCUGAGCGCCACAAGCGGCGCUCCGCUCUGGCUCUGCGCGCGUUGGCGGCGCGACCUCGGCGAAGCAGUCGCCGCCGCCGUCGCCGACCAGUCGACGAGGCGCGGGCCGGUCACGCUACGCGUGCGCGACGACGUCUCGAUCGGUGCGGUCGAGGAGGCGCUCGCGGCGGCAGGAGUGGUGACGGAGCGGCCGCCGGCGGGCGUCGGUGCGCCUCGAGCUCUCACCCUGGUUGGCGGCCGGCCGCGGGGCGGCGUGUGGGCGCUGCCCGGCUGGAGUGAGGGCGAGUUCGAGGUGCAGGACGCGGGCUCGCAGGCGAUCGUCGAGGCCUGCUUCGACGGCGGCGGCGGCGGCGGCGGCCGCGGCGGCGGCGGCGCGCUCGACAUGUGUGCAGGCAAUGGCGGCAAGAGCCUUGCCCUGGCGGCGCGAGGCAAAGAGCUCUG
This is a messenger RNA of Emiliania huxleyi CCMP1516, 794 nucleotides long. RefSeq lists its product as hypothetical. The transcript has a single exon. Gene Ontology annotation, biological process: RNA methylation. The annotation marks the transcript as partial. The record is from RefSeq and is a predicted model, not a curated record. Lineage: Eukaryota; Haptophyta; Isochrysidales; Noelaerhabdaceae.